Vidua chalybeata is the source of this 798-nucleotide messenger RNA. Its product is annotated as collagen alpha-1(I) chain-like. The record is from RefSeq and is a predicted model, not a curated record. The coding region runs from base 1 to 798 and encodes 265 amino acids. The transcript has 2 exons. Lineage: Eukaryota; Metazoa; Chordata; Aves; Passeriformes; Viduidae.
AUGAACAGCGGAGCACAGUUCCAGCCCCAGCCAUCUGUUCUGACCACAGCGAGAAUGGAGCCGACUCACAGCCUUGCUCCUGCCAACCUGCGGCACCAGAGGCACCAAGCCAGAAGGAGCGGAACACAGCAAUCCAAGAAAGCGGCACGAAAGGCGACCACAACAGGGCAGGAGGCGCCACUCCGAGCAGCAGGCAGGGAACUGGGACUUAUUUUCCAACGUCUCUUCAGCAUACGGCACACUUUAGCCACGCCCGCUGCCUCUCCGGCCGGGAGGCCCGGCUCGCUGCGGCACAACCACCGACAUAUACGGAUAGGGCGGGCCCGCUCCGCCGGCGACUGGACCGGACCGGCACAGACCAGCCCGCGAGCUCCGCCCGGCCCACGCAGUCCGGAUGCCUCCAGACUGCCCCCGGGGCCCGCCAGCCCCGGAUGCCGGGACACUCCGCCCCUGCCCUGCCCCCGCACUGCCGCCCUUCGCUCCAAGGAAAACAGCGGCCGCACCGCCCCUGCGGCAAGCGCGGGGGGAAGGGAGGCAGGGGGGCGAGGGCUCCGCUCCCAUUGGCUGCGUGCCGGGCGGGGCGGGCACAGCGGGCAGCAAGCCGACCAAUGGGAAGACGAGGCCGCCCCGCCCGCGGGAUCGAGCGAGGGCGCCAGGGCCGCCCCCGCCCCGCGCGACUCACGGGCGCCCCUGGCGGGCGCGGAACGCAGCGCCGCCAGCGACCGGGGGGCCCGGCCCCCCCACCCCCGGUCCGCGGCCUCCACCGGGGCUGCGUCACCCCCGCGCAGCGACACCUGA